AUGACCGAUACUGCCAACGAUGAUAUAAUUGAAGAAUUCGGUGCCAACCCUGGCGUCGAUGUCGAGAUGGCAGAGAGGACUGGGGUUGCUACGGACGCUGGCAACGGCGACCGCUCUGAGCUGCCCUUUGCCGGCGAGGACACCGUCGUCGAGCUAGAGUCUACUCGCACACCCUUCAUCGACUACUUGACCAGUCCGGUCGUCACCCUCAUUGUCGGUUCUGAAUUGAACGAAACCACCCUCACUGCUCACCAGAGCCUCUUGAUCCAGAGUCCGUACUUCCAGGUGCAAUGCGACAACUUCAGUGACGACGGCAGCCCCCGCCAGCUCGAACUUCCCGAGGAGGACAUGGACGCCGUCGGCUGUUUCCUCGAGUACCUCUACACCGGCGAAUACUUCCCCAAGAAGCUGCCCGGUCAGCGCACUCUCGAGUCCGACGCAUCCAUCCCCGAGGUCGACGAGACUGGCGAACAGCUCUUAAAACACGCCCGCGUCUACACUCUGGCCGAGAAGUUCCAGGUCCCGAGCCUGCGGACCCUCGCCAGCUCCAAGAUUCACUGCGUCAACUCCACCGCCAAGGGCGAGAUCGCAUACGCCCAAUACGUCUAUGCCUACACGCCCGACGCCGACACAGCCAUCCGUGCCCCAAUUGCCAAUUUCUGGGCCAGCCGCUCCCACACCUUGCGAGCCGAGGCCGAGCCCGAGUUCAAGGCCCUCUGCCUGCAGUUCCCGCAAUUCGGUUACGACGUCCUCACCCGGGUCCUCGACGAGAAGCUCAAGCGCGAGACCAACGCCAAGAUGCACCCCGGGACGCCUGGCAGUGCCCGCAAGCGACCGCGUCACAGCAACACCUGA
Cryphonectria parasitica EP155 is the source of this 855-nucleotide messenger RNA. RefSeq lists its product as uncharacterized. Bases 1 to 855 code for a protein of 284 amino acids. The transcript is spliced from 3 exons. Lineage: Eukaryota; Fungi; Ascomycota; Sordariomycetes; Diaporthales; Cryphonectriaceae. The record is from RefSeq and is a predicted model, not a curated record. Gene Ontology annotation, molecular function: protein binding.